AUGGCAGAAGUCGAGCAACCCCUGGAACUGCACGCACGACACAUUGUCUACUGUGGAGAAGCAUUGAAUGCAAACCUCUCCACCCUCUCCAUCACCGCACGCGAAAAAGCAGCCAAAGACGCCGCCAAAAAAGAAGCCAAAGCCCUUCAGGCCGAAACACGAGACGCCGAACGCCUCGCCUCUUCCAAGAUCGUGAUCAAACGCGUGGAACGCAACAAGCGGAAGUACGUGACUGUGGUCAUCGGUCUUGAGCAGUUUGGAUUGGAUUUGAAAAAAGUGGCGAAGGAGUUGGGCAAAAAAUUUGCGACGGGUUCGAGUGUGACCAAGUCGGCGGCGGGGACGGAGGAGAUUACAGUGCAGGGAGAUGUGAGCGAUGAUCUGUUAGAAUGGUUAGUUGAUACACACGGGGACAAGGUGCCGGAGGAUAAUGUGGAGUUGGUGGAGGAUAAGAAGAAGAAGGCUGCUACUUGA
Messenger RNA from Talaromyces amestolkiae, 471 nucleotides. RefSeq lists its product as uncharacterized. The record is from RefSeq and is a predicted model, not a curated record. The transcript is spliced from 2 exons. NCBI's taxonomy places the organism in Eukaryota, Fungi, Ascomycota, Eurotiomycetes, Eurotiales, Trichocomaceae. Gene Ontology annotation, molecular function: mRNA binding; translation initiation factor activity. The coding region runs from base 1 to 471 and encodes 156 amino acids. Gene Ontology annotation, biological process: translation reinitiation; formation of translation preinitiation complex.